This is a messenger RNA of Thlaspi arvense, 686 nucleotides long. NCBI's taxonomy places the organism in Eukaryota, Viridiplantae, Streptophyta, Magnoliopsida, Brassicales, Brassicaceae. The record is from the annotation of a GenBank genome assembly.
AUGGGUUAUGUUAAGACAGUGCUGGACAGAAUCCCAGUGGAAGGAAAUGCAGAUAGUUCCAUGAUCUAUGCAAGAAAAAUCCAGAUUGCUCAUUCGGACAAUCCCGAAAAUUGGACCUGGAGUUCAAUUCACGAGGCACCAAACGAAGUAGCGAUUGCAACAAUGAAAGAAGAAUACUGGACGAACAUAACAGGAAAUUUUAAUACGAGGAAACUGACACCAGAGACAAAGUACGAAGUGGUGUUCGUGGUCAAGCUGGAAGAGAAUGCAGAUGGAUGGCAUGAGCCGGUGAAGUUGAAUCUGAAGAUGGUUAUGCACGAUAAAAGGGAGUUUCUGCAGGAGCAGGUAGUUUAUUUAGACACAUACAAAGAUGACGACGAAUGGGUCGACAUCAAGGCCGGGGAUUUUGUGGCACCACCAAACAAUCUACCCGCGAGGAUCACUUUCACCAUGUCCCAGCAUGACGACUCCAUCCGCAAGACCGGGCUUUUGGUUAAAGGUGCUGCAAUUCGUGCGAUGGACUAAAAUGCAGAAGCAAAAUGCACAUUUGAUCUUUCUAUAUUUAUUUGUUUCAAAAGAAAUAAAAAAGCUUAUUUAUGUUUGGUAAACGGUGUGAAUUUUAUUCUUGUUCUAAAUAAUACAGUGUUUCUACAUGAUUAUUUAAGAUUCUUCAAAGUUGAAAUAAA